This is a messenger RNA of Boeremia exigua, 2271 nucleotides long. RefSeq lists its product as uncharacterized. The record is from RefSeq and is a predicted model, not a curated record. The transcript is spliced from 6 exons. NCBI's taxonomy places the organism in Eukaryota, Fungi, Ascomycota, Dothideomycetes, Pleosporales, Didymellaceae. The coding region runs from base 1 to 2271 and encodes 756 amino acids.
AUGCCAGAACCACAUGCAGACAACGGGCCCUCUGAGUCCGACAUAAUUAUGAACCCGACUGUACCUCCUGCGAAUCCUAAGCAGGCUUAUGUCUCCACUAACAACUUCUCAUACGAGAGUGUCUCACAGACGGAGCAGGACGACCGACAAUCGCAGACUCUCACCGCGGAUGGCUCGAUACCUAAGACAAUGGAUCGCGAAGCUCGCACUUCUACCGAGCGUGCAAUGUUGAUUAGAAGGCCGUUUCACUGGUGGUUUUCAAUGCCCAUGGAUUUUCUCCUUGCCUUGACCCCGUUAUUGAUCCUGGGUAAGAUCAUCUUUUCAAACUUGGAAGGUCUACGCAUAUUGACCAGACCAGUCAUCGCAGGUCUUUGUCUCUCGCUUAACAAACAGGAAAUCUCGAAGUACGGGGAGGACAUCAAAGCGAUUACUCUACUAUCGCCAACAAUUUUCCCUAUCAUCUAUGCGGCUAUUCUAGGCAAGAUGCUCCGUCGUGUUGCACUUUUUAAAGCAGAGCGGACUGCAACUCUCGGGACUAUAGAGCGCUUGGUCGGCUGUCAAUCGCUAUUCUCCACGUUUGAACGCCAGUUCGCGUUUCGACGCGUUGACCUUCUCGGCUUUUCCCUGCUCGUAGCCUGGCUGCUAUCUCCCGUAGGUGGUCAGUCCUCACUGCGACUUUUGGCCACUGAGCCACUGCUUGUGCCGGUGAACAGCACUGUCAAGUACUUUCCAAUUGAGGGUUAUGCUAGGCAAACGCAUCUCUACAACAAGGACAUAGCUGAGACGGCAUGGCCAUUGUUUGCACCCCUGUACAUGACUGCCCUUCUCACAUCCCGACAGUAUCUCAACCUGCCAAUGGACCAGUUUGGAAACAUCAAAAUACCGGAUCUUUUCCAGCUUAAAUCGUAUUCAUCUUCUGCACCUACAGAUGCCUGGACCGAAAUUAAAGAAGGAUCGACGCCUGAGUACAUCUUCAUCAUUGGCAUCCCGAUUGCAGGACUGCCUGAGACUGGAAACACAUCCUUCACCAUGAGUUCUCAUUAUUGGUCGACUGAAUGCGGGCCUCUAGAACCGCUCACUGAAUAUGUCAAUUACACUAUGCAACACACACCCUCACUCAGUUUAGUCUCAAACAGCUCGAGCGAGAACGAUGCCAACAACAGCACUCAGUUCAAAUACCAGACGAGAUGGAUCACCUCCCAAGGCCACCAACGGCUCAAGAACGGAACACUGGGACGUUCAUGUGCAGUGAAGGCAAUGCGACGGCUCCCAAGCAACUCAGAAACCAUGUUCAACAGCUUUGAAUCCACAGCCAUUCUUUUCAUGACAAUCAGCGCCAACUUGCCUGGAGCCGAUCAAGGCCUCCAGCAGGAAGACAGCUCGUCAAGCGAGCUUGUAGAGCACUGGAUGAUGGACCCUGAGCUAAGCACGUUCCGAUGGGACAGAUCCACCGACCGAUCCGGGGUUGAACAGCGCUGGGUCAACGUCGCCGAGCUGCCCACCGAGAAAAUGAGCGCCCGUCUACAGGUUGCCAUCAACACCUACUGGCAAUCCGCGCUCGGCAGCACGAUCAUGAUGGGCAACCUCACAACGCAGCGAGUCGAGCAGCUCGAAGCCACCGGCUUCAAUUACACCUGGAACACGACCGAACUCCUGGGCAUCCGCCAGGACGGAGAGCAAUAUGCGUGCAACAUCUGGUUUGCAGUCAUCACGAUUGUCAUCUCGUUGCUGCUGUUCGCCGUUGCGUCACUAGUACUCGGUGUCUUUACUAGGGCGCCUGAUACGCUGGGUUUUGUGUCGACGUCUGCACGCGAUAACCCGUAUAUCACGACCCAGGUCCCGUCGCAUCUUGAUGGUCUGGAGGCUGCUAGAGCGCUACAGCACGUGCGUGUUAGGAUUGGGGAUGUGAAUCGUUCUGGAGACGUUGGGCAUGUGGCUUUUGCGUCUAUGGAUGCGGAGCCGGAAAGAGUGUCGAGGAAGAGACUAACAAUCAUAAUUGAGAACAGUGUGUAUUUUAACAGUCUCGAACGCUGCAACUGGUUGGAACAAAUAAGCGUGAAAACUGACCCAGAAGCUUCUAUGCGUGCCCCUCUAUCACUGAACCCGUUCAGUACCAAAUCGUCCAUCUUCGAAUUUGGCCUCUCAACUUUUCCAGACCACUCUUUCGCGAGGCGUUCUCGCAGUGAGACUAGUUUGGCAACCACGCCCCAGAUGGUCAUAGUACCCAUGCACAGCACAAAUGCUGUAGUUGCAAAGGCACAAAUCGAAUGA